Messenger RNA from Aspergillus terreus NIH2624, 906 nucleotides. RefSeq lists its product as uncharacterized. NCBI's taxonomy places the organism in Eukaryota, Fungi, Ascomycota, Eurotiomycetes, Eurotiales, Aspergillaceae. The transcript has 2 exons. The record is from RefSeq and is a predicted model, not a curated record. The coding region runs from base 1 to 906 and encodes 301 amino acids.
AUGACUCUCAGCUAUCGCAAUGCAGUCGCCGUGGCGGAGACUGUCUUUUAUUCGCCCGCAUUCCUGAUUGCAGGCCUUCUCAUGUUUCGUCAUGGAUGGCGAAGGAGCGCAGGAUGGCUAUUCGUCGCUAUCUUCACGCUUAUGCGUCUCAUAGGCGCCUCGAUGCAACUGGCCACAAUCCACGACCCGAGCAAUGUCAGCCUUUAUGUCGGCACAGUGAUUCUCGACGGCAUCGGCCUCUCUCCUCUCCUGCUCUCCAGUCUGGGACUGCUCUCCCGUGCUCUCUACAGCAUCAACAAGACCAAGCCGACCAAACUCCAUCUAGCAGCAGUCCAUCUCAUCGAGAUCCUGACCAUCGUCGCCCUGAUCCUCAGCAUCGUGGGUGCAACCUCCGUGCCGUCUUCCAGCUUCCUCUCCCGCACCCAACAGACCAAUACAGAGAUGACCGUCGGCAUCGCCCUCUUCCUCGCCGCGUUCGGCCUCCUGUGUCUACUGGUGCUGAGCACGUGGCCCUCCAUGCGACACAUCGAGAAGGGUGAGAAGCGUCUCCUGUUCGCCGUCACCCUCUCCCUGCCUUUUAUCCUUGUCCGGCUCAUCUACUCCUCGUUCUCGAUCCUCGGCGAGAACCCCGACUUCAGUCGGACUACGGGGAGCACCACGAUCUUCCUCUGCAUGACCCUGCUGAUGGAGGCUUGCGUGGUGGUCAUCUACGAGGGGACAGGCUUGACGCUGCAGCGGCUGUCGUCGGAUGAGCUUUCGCAGAUCUACGCUAGUCGGCAGGGGCCGCGACGAGAUGAUGCGCAGGAGAAUGGGCUUGGUGGAAAGCUUGCCCGCAUUGGACAGAAGACGCUUAUUGGACGACUGGUCAUGGCGAUUUCGGGCAAGUCGUCGCAGAGUCGUUAUUAA